AUUGAUGAUAGUGAUGAAUUGAUAGUAUCAAUCUGAGAUUCGUGAUAUGCGGAUGAUUGAAUUAGUGUCUUGAUACCAUUAAGUUUUUCCACAAGUCCUGCAUCAUCUUUUAAAUAUAACAAGAGAACUGCAGGAUCAUUGUGAGCGAUGGAGACUACAGGUAUGAUGAGUGAUGCUAAUCAAUCUCCAACUAUUAAUCAAGAGAGUAAGAAAUUGUGGCAAUAUCUUGCUGCGUGCUCAGCAAGUUUAUUAGCCGUAGGAGUAGGUAAUGCUCUAGCAUGGACUUCCCCGGUAUUACCGAAACUCGGAGCCACAGAUUCUUGGUUACCAAUAACUCCUGAGCAAGGCUCUUGGGUGAGCUCACUAUGUGCUAUUGGAGCAAUGGUUGGAGCACUUCCAGCUGGAGCUAUGGCAGAUAAAUUAGGCCGAAAGAAAGCUCUUUUAUUUUUAUCAGGGCCAUUUCUUCUCUCUUGGUUGUUAAUACUCAUCGCAAAAUCUGUCUGGAUGUUAUAUGCAGCAAGAUUUAUUGUUGGUAUUUCAGUUGGAGCAUCUUGUGUUCUCGUGCCAGCAUAUAUUGCUGAAAUUGCAUCUCCAUCGGCACGAGGAACUCUAGGUGCUAUGUUUCAGCUUUUCUUAGCAUCUGGAAUAGUGGCAACUUUCAUAUUUGGAUCGUAUACAUCUUAUACAGUUCUUGCAAUCCUAUGUGCUAUUGUUGAAAUUCUUUUUAUAGCCACGUUUGUUUGGAUGCAUGAAUCACCAAUGUGGCUUGUGGGCCAAGGAAGAAAGACGGAAGCUUCAAAAGCUCUGCAAAUAUUUCGAGGCAGCGAUUACGACCUCAGUGAAGAACUAUCAGUAAUGCAACGAGAAGUUGAAGAAAAUGCUUCCAAAAAGAGCUCCAUAUUUGAUUUAAUAAAAACCCCUGGAUCUAGAAAAGCGGUUUUAGGCUCUUUUGGUAUGAUGGCAUUCCAACAAUUGUCUGGAAUUAAUGCAGUCAUUUUCUAUACAGUAACAAUCUUUGAAGCUGCUGGAAGUGAUUUAAAUGCUGAUCUUGCUGCUAUUAUUGUUGCUCUUGUUCAAGCAGUGAUGGCAGGAGUUGCUGCUCUGAUUGUAGACAGAGCUGGACGAAAACCACUUUUAUUAUUUUCUUCAGCAUUUAUGUCUCUUAGUUUAAUAGCCCUUGGAUUAUAUUUCAAGCUUAAAGAUGGUGAUCAGGAUGUCUCUAAUCUCGGCUGGCUUCCUCUUUUAUCACUAACGUUAUUUAUGAUUGCAUUUUCUAUAGGAUUGGGACCAAUUCCUUGGAUGUUGAUGGGAGAGUUAUUCACAGCGGAAACGAAAGCUUUAGCAUCAGGUUUAGCUGUCAUGCUCAAUUGGUUUCUAGUGUUUCUUGUAACAAAAACAUUUCCUUCCAUGAAAGAACAACUUGGAGCUGGAGUUACUUUCUGGGUUUUUGCUGGCAUAAUGGCAUUUGCUACUGUCUUUGAAUAUUUCUUCCUAAUUGAAACUAAAGGAAAGACACUUCAAGAGAUACAGAAUGAAUUAAAUGGUGUCGUAAGACCAGUCUCAGGCAGUGUAUCAUCAAAUUUACCGUUAAUCGGAGGGUUAAAAAUACAAUUGAUUAUUAUAAGAACGUAUAAAAGAUCAAAUCGCCCCACCAUGAAUAAGUCAGAGAAUUCCAGUAUGAUAGAGGGGCGGUAUAAAGAGUAUCAAUACGAGCUGGUGGACAAGAGUUUUUCCAAAUCUUCAGCUGGCUUUUGUACUAUUUCCACUAGUCAUCAAAAUCACUCUACAGUGUCACACGUUGUUGAAGACGAUAACAUUCGGUCAGUGAAAAAAAAUCCGGGUAAAAACAUAAUGGCCCAUGAGAAGGGCUCCCAGCUUCUUCAAUUUGUAGCAGCUAUAGCUGCGAAUCUAAGUAUUGUUGCUGGAGGAUCAAUGCUUGGCUGGACUAGUCCAACUCUUUUCAAGCUUGAAAAAAGCCCUGUAGUGGAAGACAACCCUCUAGGUGUUUCAAUUAGCAAAGAUGAAUCGUCUUGGGUUGGAUCUCUCGUUUCUGUUGGUGCACUUAUCGGCAGUUUUCUUGCAGCAUAUUUAGCUGAAAAAUUUGGAAGAAGGGUAACACUUCUUUCCUCCGUUAUACCUUUUCUGAUAUCUUGGAUUCUCAUUGCUUCAGCCACAGUCAUAGAAGUUCUAUAUGCAGCUCGAUUGAUUGCUGGUCUUUCCAUUGCAUUUCCCUUCACAGUCUUGCCAAUGUAUUGUGGAGAAAUUGCUGAACCUUCGAUUCGAGGAAUACUUGGAUCAUUUCUUCAAUUAUUCAUCACUGUUGGAUUGCUCUAUGCAUAUGCUAUUGGACCAUAUGUUUCUUAUACAGUAUUUUGGAUUACUUGUGCUGCACUGCCCAUUGCCUUUUUUGUCUGUUUCUUUAAAAUGCCAGAAUCUCCAUAUUUUUUGGCUGCUCAGGGUCGCAAAAGUGAGGUGAUUGAUGUAUUAGCAAAGCUUAGAGGAAAAAGCACAUCUGCAGUGAAAGAUGAAGCUGAUGAAAUUCAGGCGGUGGUUGAAGAAGCUUUUAGCAAAGAAGCCAGUUUUACAGAUCUAUUCACAGUGAAAACAAACUUCAAGGCUCUUGUCUUCACCUGCGCAUUGGUAACAUUUCAACAAACAACUGGAAUAAACGUUGUUCUCUUUUAUUCUGAAACUAUUUUUGCUAGUGCCGGAAACAGUGGGAUUAAUUCUUCUUUAGAAACAAUUAUAGUUGGAUUAGUUCAACUUGGUGCAUCAUGUAUUACUCCGCUGGUAGUAGAUCGAUUGGGACGGAGAUUAUUAUUGAUAGCAUCAGGUGUAGGAACUACAUUGAGCCUGGGAACUUUGGGACUCUUUUUUUAUCUUAAGGAUGAGGCAAAAACUGAUGUAAGCAGUAUUGGCUGGUUGCCAAUAGUUUCCUUGAUGGUAUUCAUUGCUACUUAUAGUAUUGGAUGGGGUCCAUUGCCUUGGACAGUGAUGGGAGAAAUGUUUGCUUCAGAAGUUAAAACCAAAGCAUCUGGAAUUACUGUAUUUGUGUGUUGGACAUUGGCAUUUUUGAUUACUAAAUAUUUCAGUGCUGUAACAUCCACCUUUGGUGAUUUUGCUGCAUACUGGCUUUUCGCAGUAUUAUGUAUUUUGAGUGUUCUAUUCACACUCUUCAUACUUCCAGAAACAAAGGGUAAAACUUUACAAGAAAUUCAAAGUGAAUUAAGCGGAGAUUACAAGUAAUUUAAUAAUUAUUGUAUUAUAUGAUGAACAAAUAAAUAAUAUAAUUUUCAUUAUUUUU
Messenger RNA from Chelonus insularis, 3304 nucleotides. RefSeq lists its product as uncharacterized. Lineage: Eukaryota; Metazoa; Arthropoda; Insecta; Hymenoptera; Braconidae. Gene Ontology annotation, cellular component: membrane. The transcript is spliced from 10 exons. Gene Ontology annotation, biological process: transmembrane transport; carbohydrate transport. The record is from RefSeq and is a predicted model, not a curated record. Gene Ontology annotation, molecular function: sugar transmembrane transporter activity. The coding region runs from base 148 to 3246 and encodes 1032 amino acids.